This is a messenger RNA of Phyllostomus hastatus (greater spear-nosed bat), 411 nucleotides long. RefSeq names its product gametocyte specific factor 1 like (gene GTSF1L). NCBI's taxonomy places the organism in Eukaryota, Metazoa, Chordata, Mammalia, Chiroptera, Phyllostomidae. The record is from RefSeq and is a predicted model, not a curated record. Bases 1 to 411 code for a protein of 136 amino acids. The transcript has a single exon.
AUGGAGCCAGAAGCCUCAGAAACUUGCCCUUACGACCCUCACCACCGUGUCCCACUCAGCAGAUUCCAGUACCACCUGGCAUCGUGCAGGAAAAAGAACCCCAAGAAAGCCAAAAAGAUGGCCAGCUGCAAAUACAAUGCCUGCCAUGUGGUCCCCAUCAAAAAGCUGGAGGAGCACGAGGCAGCCUGUGCCAACAGGAGCCCAGUGGAGGAGGAAGACAGCUGGAGCCCUCGGAAAGUCAGCUUUCCAAGUCCAGAGCAGAAUGGGAGCGCCCCUCCAGAGUCCCCCUGGGUCCCCAACCCCGAUGUCUGGAACGUUGAUGACACUAACAGCCAUCCUGUAUUUGUCCUUAAGACUUUUGUGCCCCAGAAGCUUGUUUGUGGAAAAGAGGACCACCUGCCCCAUCCAUGA